CCCUUUCAACACCCCAAAAGCCUCUGCUAUUUUAAUCACACAGUUCUAUAUGCAGCAGCUAUGGAGUGCUCAAAAGAAAUUGUGACAUGCGAAAGAAAGAAAAAUUUACUUUCAACUAAAAAAAAAGAAGCAUAGAGCACAAAAGAGGUAGUUUCGUUGGGAUGUCAGUAUAAAGCCCAGUCGACGCAAUUCCAUCUUCCGAUCGAACCAGUACAAAUCAUGGCUACAACGAGCUCCGGCCGGUUAAUCGCCGGUUCAACGGCGUCGAUCGGCUCAAUCAAAUCGCGUUACGCGUAUCCAGCUCAAUCCGUUUCCCUAAUCUGUCGAAAUCAAACCAAUGGUGCACCUCCCAUCGUCCUUGGGUCCUCUCGAAGGUCUAGGCUGUGGUUAAUCGAGGCGAUUCCUCCGGCGAAGUCCUGGGACGGAUCUAACGAUGGCGAAGCGCGUAAUUACGCGAUCGGUGGUGGCGCGGUCGCCGGAAAGCAUGACAGGACGAUGGAGAUAGUUAUAGCAGCGGCGACAACGGCGGCGCUGGGUGUCGGGAAUCGCGUACUAUAUAAGCUGGCUCUUAUUCCUCUCAAGCAAUAUCCCUUCUUCCUCGCGCAGCUCUCCACCUUCGGGUAUGUAGCUGUAUACUUUUCGAUCUUGUAUUUCAGAUACCGAGCUGGAAUUGUUACAAAAGAGAUGCUAUCAGUUCCAAAACUUCCAUUUUUAAUUGUUGGCGUCUUAGAGUCUCUUGCUCUAGCUGCUGGGAUGGCGGCUGCAUCAAAUCUUUCUGGACCAUCUACUACAGUUUUAUCUCAGACAUUUCUUAUCUGGCAAAUUCUUUUCUCCAUUAUAUUUCUCGGGAGGAGAUAUAGGAUAAAUCAAAUACUAGGAUGUACUCUUGUAGCAGUUGGUGUAAUCGUCAGUGUGGCAAGUGGAUCGGGUGCCGCUCAUUCAUUUAAAGAUACAGGAAUACUUUGGAGUCUUCUUAUGGUGUUGUCUUUUCUGCUUCAAGGAGCAGAUACAGUAAUGAAGGAAGUCAUCUUUCUAGAUAGCAAAAAACGGUUGAAGGGUGCUUCACUUGAUCUGUUUGUUGUAAACUCAUAUGGUUCAGUUUUCCAAGUCAUAUGCAUUGCGUUGCUUCUUCCUUUUCUUUCAAAACUUUGGGGCAUACCGUUUAACCAACUACCGAGUUAUAUCAGAGACGGGGGUGCUUGUUUUCUGAAUAUUGGUUCUAGAAUAACAGGAUGCGAAGGGGCUCCCCUUCUUCCUGUAAUGUUUGUCAUGAUGAACAUGGCUUACAACAUCUCCCUUCUACGCCUUAUCAAGAUCUCAUCUGCAGUUGUGUCGUCUCUGGCAUCCACUGUUUCAGUGCCCAUAGCGGUGUACUGUUUCACGCUUCCCCUACCGUACCUUGGGGUCGCAUCUACACUUCCAAGGGGGUUUGUUGCAGGCACAGUUAUCCUAGUACUCGGCAUGCUUCUAUAUGCUUGGACACCAUCUACUAACACUUCCGAUUCGAUAAUCCCCUCGCCCCCAUCCACCUAGCGGCAGGAAAAUUGGUUUUAUAACAUUAUUUGGUUUCCUUCUCUCUUCUCAUCGUAGCAUAUGCCCUCUUUUGUCAAAUAAGAAAUUCUAUGCAUUCUUUACAAAAACUAUAUAGAGGAUAAGGUACUUUGUAACGAUGUAUAUCAACAUUUAUUUUUUGUGUCAA
Messenger RNA from Arabidopsis lyrata subsp. lyrata, 1699 nucleotides. Its product is annotated as protein CLT1, chloroplastic. The record is from RefSeq and is a predicted model, not a curated record. The transcript is spliced from 10 exons. Bases 220 to 1533 code for a protein of 437 amino acids. Lineage: Eukaryota; Viridiplantae; Streptophyta; Magnoliopsida; Brassicales; Brassicaceae.